UAUCAAAUUAGAAUUCCGCAUUUAAUCAGCCAUAAAGAGUGAAACACGACACAAAGGUCAAUGGCUGUCUUCUUUUUUGAAUGUCUUUAAAACACGAUGAUUUUAAAAUAUUUGCAUCGAUCCCCCCAAAAGUUAUUUAUAACCCGGGAGGACCCAUUUUACCCAGAUUGAAUGUGAAAAAAAGAAAGGUGUGAAACGGGCAUGUGAUUUAAGUAAUCAGUUUUAGGAAAGAAUAUCUUAAACAAAUGGUGUAAUACGAUCGCUCAGAAAAUGCUGAAAAAAUAUUUGCUUGGAGUAGUUUAAACUUAGGGCGUCGUUGGGCAAGAACAAGUAACUUUUGUGAGAAGUUGAUAAAAGCUUCUGUUUGAGAGUGAUCGGAUUGCCCAUCAGUACACUGUACACUCCACGCCUCCUGUUGCUCAGCUUUGUUUGUUAUCGAGAACAAAAUAACUCGGACAACAUUUAUAGCAGCUGAGACCUCCAGUGAUUGUCAAGUUAUGAGAGUGAAUGAAUAGAGUGAGUCUAGACAGUGUGGUCAUUACGAUUCUUGUCAAAAUUGUUUUCAUGGUUCAGGCGAUGAAAAGCUUCCUUUUUCGAGUGUUCCUGACGUGUAUCUUUCUAACGUGUACGAGUAUAAUUCUGGUCACUAACACAGUGAAAACCAAAUUUGAAGGACCUCGCUACGAUCUGAAAGAGCCUUCCAAAGUCUAUGGCAUCACGAAAAAAGACAUGACCCCCACAAACGCUUCUACCAUGCUGAACGUGUCCAAGACAAUAACCACGCCAUUUUAUGCACACGUUACCUAUAUAACAAACCCUUCUACAAUCUGUGAUUCUUUCAAAACUUAUAAUGGAACCAAAAUAUUAAUGCUUGUAAAGUCUUCUCCAGAAAACUUUCAUUUACGAAAAUGGAUACGUUUUAAAAGUCAAUUCUAUAAAGAUUUCAAGGAUGCUGUGAAGACGUUGUUUCUGUUGGGCCAUUCCGCCUCUAGAGAUCCUGAUAUCCUGAAGGAAAGCCGAGCGUACGGGGACAUCAUCCAGGGAAGCUUCCAGGACGCGUACAGAAACCUGACCUAUAAAACGGUGAUGGGAUACAGAUGGAUGAGCGAGUACUGUAAGGACUCGGAGUUUGUCGUGUACAAAGACGACGAUUUUAAGAUUAAUAUUGUUAAUCUGAUGAAGCACAUUAAGGGCCACAAAGCACCACAGACCAUGUUUAUGGGAAAUCUAGUCAAAAAGGGACGCAUGAUAUAUCGUAAUCCAAAACAUAAAUGGUAUCUUUCCAAAGAAGAUUAUCCUCAAAAUGUUCUUCCGCCCUAUUUUCCUGGAGGUGUUUACUUAGUAAGCGCAACCAUUGCCAAACAAUUAGUUUCAAAUUUUCACUCAGUGAAAUGGUUACCAAUUGAUGAUGUUUAUAUCGGACUUGUUGCACAAAAAUUAAAUAUUACCCUCACGCAUUCAAAACUAUUUGAAUUUAAGAACUGUGACAAAUUCCAUGCAAAUUUGGCCUGUAGAGAGUUCACAAGACCCCAAGAGGUGUUGGAUGCGUGGAGGACCAUGACUAUUUAUGACAUUGAACACAAGAAAACAAGCUGAUGUAAACCGCAUCUAGUACCAUAACGCAAUACCUCAUAUACGUGCAAUAUAUAUAGUUACAAUACUAUGCAAGUCAUUCCCAUCUGUUGGUCGAGUCGAAAAGCAGAAUCAAAGAAUUGCCCUUCAAAAUGCCCGAGUCAAAUGUAUAACCCCGCUAAUGACAGCCUGAUAUACCAGGUAGUUGAGGGCUACUCGAGCGGAGCGUGGUAUUUAUGGCAAUAAAACAAUCAAACGAACACUUAUUUAUUAAUGUGAGCGUCAUGAACUUGCCCAUUUUCAAAAUAAAUCUUUGAUGAGAACA
Saccostrea cuccullata (small rock oyster) is the source of this 1897-nucleotide messenger RNA. RefSeq names its product beta-1,3-galactosyltransferase 5-like. The coding region runs from base 508 to 1596 and encodes 362 amino acids. The transcript is spliced from 3 exons. The record is from RefSeq and is a predicted model, not a curated record. Gene Ontology annotation, molecular function: hexosyltransferase activity. NCBI's taxonomy places the organism in Eukaryota, Metazoa, Mollusca, Bivalvia, Ostreida, Ostreidae. Gene Ontology annotation, cellular component: Golgi membrane.